Penaeus indicus is the source of this 2792-nucleotide messenger RNA. Its product is annotated as chitin deacetylase 1-like. Gene Ontology annotation, molecular function: protein binding; chitin binding. Gene Ontology annotation, biological process: carbohydrate metabolic process. The transcript has 5 exons. The record is from RefSeq and is a predicted model, not a curated record. Bases 36 to 1682 code for a protein of 548 amino acids. Gene Ontology annotation, cellular component: extracellular region. Lineage: Eukaryota; Metazoa; Arthropoda; Malacostraca; Decapoda; Penaeidae.
UCGGCGCAGGAGUGCGUACUGACGUCUGCGGCAAUAUGGCUCGCUCAUUUCUUCUAUGGGGCGUAUUGGCGGUUGGCAUCGUUGUGGAAGGACUGGUGGCGCCGGUGCCUCCUGAGCCGCUGUCGAGGGAGAAGAGACAGCUGGGACAGUUCGACCUUCCUGUGACCACCGAGGAACUCUGCAGGAACAAGGACAACGAGGAAUUCUUCAGGCUGCCGACCGUGCCAGAUUGCAGGGAUGUCUUCAGAUGCGACCGCAGCGGCACCAACGGACCGAUCCGCCUCGCCGCUGUGCGUUGUCCGAAUGCCUUGGCUUUUGACGUCGACAAUCAAGUCUGUGACUGGAAGCAGAACGUCAAGAAUUGUGAUAGACUGGAGCGCCCCCGGAAGGUGAAGCCCCUCCUGUACACGGAUGAGCCGAUCUGCCCGCCCAACCAGCUGGCCUGCGGCGACGGCACCUGCAUCGCCAAGGCCUUCUUCUGCAACGGCAACAAUGACUGUGCCGACGGUUCCGAUGAAAAUGCGUGCAACGUGCGCGAGGACCCGAACCGCGCGCCGAAGUGCGACAAGGAGCAGUGCAUCCUCCCCGACUGCUUCUGCUCCGCCGACGGCACGCAGAUCCCCGGCAACCUGGGCCUCAACCAGACGCCCCAGAUGAUCACCAUCACCUUCUCCGGCGCCAUUAAUGAGGGCAACAUCGACCUGUAUCAAGACAUCUUCCAUGAGAACAACAAGAACGCCAACGGCUGCCAGAUCAAGGGCACCUUCUUCGUGUCACACAGGUACACCAACUACUCGGCCGUCCAGGAGCUCCACCGCAAGGGCCACGAGAUCGCCGUCUUCUCCAUCAGCAACCGCGCCGAGGCCUCCUACUGGACCGACGGCACUUACGACGACUGGCUCACCGAGAUGGCCGGCGCGCGCCUCAUCAUCGAGAGGUUCGCCAACAUCACGGACAACUCCAUCAUCGGCGUCCGCGCCCCCUACCUGCGCGUCGGCGGCAACACGCAGUUCGAGAUGAUGACAGAUCAACUCUUCAUCUACGAUGCCUCCAUCACCGCCCCUCUGGACCGCGUCCCCCUUUGGCCCUACACCCUCUACUUCCGCAUGCCCCACAAGUGCCACGGCAAUGCCCAGAACUGCCCCUCCAGAUCCCACCCCGUCUGGGAGAUGGUCGUCAACGAGCUGGAUCGUCGCGAAGACCUCAAGCACGACGAGAAGCUCUCCGGCUGCCACUUCGUCGACUCGUGCACCAACAUCCGGGACGCAGAACAGUUUGAGAAGCUGCUCCACAACAACUUCAACAGGCACUACAACACGAACCGCGCCCCGCUCGGCCUCCACUUCACCGCCGCCUGGUUCAAGCGGAACAAGGAAUUCAAGAACGUCCUCCUGAAGUUCAUCAACGAAAAGCGAGCGCAGAACGACGUCUACUUCGUCACGCUCCUCCAGGUGAUCCAGUGGAUGCAGAACCCCACGGAGGUCACCGCCAUCCGGGACUUCGCGGAUUGGAAGGAGAAGUGCGACGUGAAGGGGCAGCCGUACUGCUCGCUGCCCAACUCGUGCCCUCUGCGGACCCACGAGCUGCGCAACGAGGAGCUCAACCUCUACACGUGCAUGGAGUGCCCACGCAACUACCCCUGGCUCCUGGACCCCACUGGCGACGGCCUUGACCUCGUGUGAGGAGGAGGAGCAGUUGGAGUCCUUCCGCUGGCAAGGAUACCAUGUAGCAAUAUUCCCAAAUGAGACCCGAGGUCUGACCGUACAGUAUAGAAUCUAGUCUUUAUAUUUUCGGGCCUGGUGCCUGAUUUAUUCUUUGUUUGUAUACGUCCUCUUAACUCCUUCAAGUAACACUGGACCAUGUUUUUUUUCCCAAAGAAAAAUGAAAAAGAGAUCCUCAUACCUGCUCAAGUAACGAAAGCCUUCAGUGGCUGGGGUUGUGUUUUGUUAUUUAUUCAACCUAUACCCCUCCCCCCUACCCCUCCCGCACCGCCACAGUAUUGCCAAUGAUAGCACAUGUUACAAAGGGCAUCAUGCAGUCCCAUCAAACAAAAUCAUCCAUUCCGUUCGAAUUCCCUUCCUCCUUAUCAUGACAACGCCUUCGUCUAAUUCGUCUUUCGCGUGUUCGAAAAAUAUGAACGUUCCACGAAGAACUUUCCUCAUUACCUAAGACAGUAUUCUCCCCAAUGCACCCUCCUACCUCGCACACAAACCAACUAUUCCAAAGGCAAAGAUGUUUUAAACCGAUCCCAUUCUACCUCGUCCCACUGGCUGAUCUGUUUUUUUUUCUUUUUUUUUUUUUCUUUUUUGUAAUACAUUUAUCAGAUCUGUCCAAGACUCCCACCCCUUCCUAACACCCCCUCCCCGACCCCCAAUAUUACCCUCAAAGUAAUGAAUCAAAGUUACCCAUUAACAAACAUAUCUAAAACUAAGAUACAAACGCGUUUUAUGACAAUAAAUCUUCAGUGAGGUUGAUGAGUAUGAAGUAUGGUUGCAAGAACUUCAUUCAAUUUUCUUCCUUUUGUUUUCUUCACUAACAACGAUAUGACUUUUGUUUGAGUGUUAAAGGCCAGGAUUUUUUUUCUUCUUUUUUUUAGAUACUGAAUGACUGUUGCUGGCCUUCCUGAGUAUGCUUAAUGUUACCUCUUUCCUUUCUUGUUUAAACUUAAGGUCCUAUGCUGUAAAUUGCCUCUGUUUGAUCUGUUAUUUUGUCUGAAUAUGUAUGUUGUGAUUUUUUUAUACCAAUUGACGACAACUUUCCAAUGUGUAUGUUGCGUGUCUUCAAUAAAUAUA